UGUGCGCGAGGCGCGAGUGAAAGAGGAGAGAGGUUGUUUGCGCAGUGAGGACCUGUCAUUCAUGAUUAUUGGUUGGAUUGGUUGUUGGUUAUGGUUGUGCUUGUGGGGUCACAAGACCAAUGUAAUCCAAAAUAAUUCUCAGGUUUAAUGUUAAAAUCCAAGUUUCAAUAUUGUGUAUGCUGUGUGUGUUUCUCAUAACCAUGGUGUCAUUAUCAGUUGUUCGAUUGUGAAUGGCUGGUGUCAAAGUACAAAACAACUAAUGAAUGAUGCAGUCUAUAUUCUGGACAGGCAGAGUGCUAUCACGUGCUAUACGAAAUGGACUUGCGAGUAUUUCGAGUGCUGCUGAAUUGAAUGUAACAAACAAGAAACAUCCAUAUUUAGUUUCCGUGGUAUGUGGUUUUCCCAAAGACAUUGCAAAUGGUAGGACACGUAAAGGACAAUUUGGGGACGACGCAUGGUUCUCCACCAACUUCAACAAUGCGGAUGUUAUCGGAGUCGCAGAUGGCGUGGGAGGCUGGCGUGCGUACGGCAUUGAUCCGGGCGAGUUCUCCUCGUAUCUCAUGAGGAUGUGUGAGCGGCUUGUUCAGAUGGGCCACUUCAAGCUCUCUGAGCCUGGUGACCUCCUGGCCAAGUCCUACUAUGAACUACUGGAACAUAAGAAACCAAUUUUAGGUAGCAGCACUGCGUGCGUGAUGAUCCUGGAUAGGACGGAGAGCGUGAUGCGCGCCGCCAACAUCGGAGACAGCGGCUACAUGGUGGUGCGAGGCGGCCGCGUGGUGCACCGAUCCCACGAGCAGCAACACUACUUCAACACCCCCUACCAACUGAGCCUACCACCUCCUGGGCACGACAGGAACGUGCUUAGUGAUAGGCCAGAAUCGGCGGAGACGUCAGAAUUCCCAGUGGAAUGCGGCGAUGUGAUCCUGGUAGCGACAGACGGAGUGUUUGACAACGUGCCAGAGCCCGUACUGGUGGCAGAGAUGAGGCGCGCGCAGGGGCUCGCGGGGGACGCCCAGCGCCUGCAAGCGGUUGCUAACUCUAUCGCGUGGAUGGCGCGAAACCUGUCCUUCGACGGCUGCUAUAUGUCGCCCUUCGCUAAAAGCGCGCGCCAGAACGGCAUAGACGCUAUAGGAGGUAAACCAGACGACAUAACGGUGCUACUCGCAAUUGUAGCGCUAUGAAAUGUCCUAUUGUGAUUUAUGUAGAUUUUAGGCACUCGUUUUGUUCAAGACAUACAAAAUUAGUAGAAUUAGUGUUUACAAAUACAAACAACGACACCAAAAACUUCAUAAAUCGGUCGACUUUUGAUUGCGUAGUAUCAUAUUCUGAAUACUAGAGUUAGAUUAUCUAAAUUAUCAAUUAUUAGCAAAUUAAUGGUUCGUAAUGAUUCUGAACAUGUGAUCUGUUGGUCAUCCCGGAAUAGCCGCCGGUCUCGACCAGUGGUGUGCUGUUCCCGGGAAUGUUCCCACUUUGGGAAUGAUCUCGGAAGUAAAAAGGCGCAAAACUUAUGUAAAAAGAGCUUUAUUACCUAACCUAACCUUUAGGCAGAUAAGGCCAGACUACAAGAAAGGCCAAUUUGAAAAAGAAAAUCAGCCAGUGCCCUUACUAUUGGCUACUUGACAGUUUUCGGAUAAGUAUUUUUAAAAAUACAGACGCUUAUUUUAUACCUGUUAAAAUAUUUUAUUUUCUCGAAAAAGUUUAUGUAAUAGAAAAAAACAUUUUUCUUUAUUAAUUUCAAAUUUCGCGCGAAAACGAUUGGUGACGGGACAUUCUGCCCAGUGACGUCACACGAGGCUCAAUCAUGGCCGCCCGUGUUUCGAAACUUGUAAUACAUAGAUAAAAAAAAUCGAUCCUUAUUUUGUAAAAAAUAAAGUAAGUAGAUAAAAAUGACCUUAAUAAAAAAAGCUAUUGGAUAAUUAUCAUUAAAUAUUAAACUAUUGUAUCCGACAUAAUAUUUCAUUGUUACAACUGUCGAGUAGCCAAUUAAAGAGGCACAUUCCCACUUUGGAAACAUUCCCGGGAACGGCGCAUAACUGCUCUCGAUCGCUAUCAUAUCCUGUCGCGCUAAUUUUUAUCUAUCAUUAUUAUAUGAUUUUGUGAUUGUUAAUUAGGUACGUAAUCGGAACAUGCUUUGAUAGAACAACGCAAAGUGUUUCAUAUUGUGUACUGUGCGCAAGCAUUAUACAUAGAGCCACAGAUCAUGAAAUUGAUAAUGCUCGGCUUAUAUCUUGGACGUCUGAUGUUUUAGUGAUUUUUGUAACUGGUUUAUUUGGGAGCGUUUUAUGUAUGGACACCUCACGUUUAGUGUGAUCAAUGAUUAUGAGAAUCUGAGUCAGUGACAGCUGCAAUUGAGUGUGAAUGUUUCGAUGUUUGAAUGAAGACUGAUAUAGUUUUACUGUUCUUGUUGUUACUGUAGAUAUAAUGAAUGUUACAAAGCAAUGUUUCAUACCAAUCACGAUUAAUGGUUCUCUGUAACAAUUUUUAUUUCUUUUUGUACAUUUUCUAUGUAAUUAAAUAUUGUGAUAAUUUUUCUUAAUUUUCAUCCUUUGAGUAAUCAUUGCAUAGCAACGCUUUCUCGUGGCUGUUGACGGAAAUAUUUAAUGUACAUUGAUUAGCACCAUUAUAUUGAGUUGACUUACUAGUUUUGUUGUUACAUUGUAUCUGUAUUCGUUCUGUGCUGUGAGUGCUGUGACAGUAAAACUACUUUUCCAAUCAAUGCCAUUCAUCACUGAUCAUCAUUUACUACUUUCUAAACUAUUUUUAGCGAACGCAUUUUGUCAAAAGUAACGAAUAACCAAAUUUCGAUUCGCUCUAAAUAACUUGUGUGAAGUGAAAAAGUUAGAAAUAAACAUGCUGAUUAUGA
Messenger RNA from Pectinophora gossypiella (pink bollworm), 2863 nucleotides. Its product is annotated as protein phosphatase PTC7 homolog. The record is from RefSeq and is a predicted model, not a curated record. Lineage: Eukaryota; Metazoa; Arthropoda; Insecta; Lepidoptera; Gelechiidae. Bases 264 to 1181 code for a protein of 305 amino acids. The transcript has 5 exons.